AUGGACUAUCGCCCCAUCAGACCUAAUCGACAGACGGGAACCAACACACCAGCGGGUGGUCACGAUUCGUCUACUUUAGUCAAUCUCCAAGACUACAAGCGACUAAGUAAAUCUAGCAGAUACGAACCAAGCUGUGGGGGCACCCUCAAACAUAAAGGCGACAGGCUCAUCCACCGGAAGAGUCAGGAGACGGACAGAGUCAGCGGUCGCGAGCUCCUCGAGGAAGCGAAACUCGUGGUUUCGGAAAAAGAGGGUUCAGAAUACGCCGAAAUACUCGUUGCCCAAGCGAAAACAACCCUCAAAGCAGCAAUUUCAAAGUGGCAACGCGAAUAUAGAUCCCCCAUCUCGGAUUCCAUUGCUGGGACGAAUUAUAGAACCAGCUAUCGGCGGUUCUUCAACAAGAAUGAACAAUUUGCAAGCUCGACACAGCUCACAAUCGCCAGGUCCGAUGUGGGUCCAGCGGCUACAUGGACCGCAUCUGGUUGUGCCGUUCACGGAUCAGGCUUCAGUCCCGCAGCGCAGGGGGUAUCUGUGGAUCAAAGCCAAUCCAUAGGGGAAGAUCCCAGGUUUGAUUCAUUCAAUGCUGUAUUCAUGCAACAAGCGUCUGCAGACACGCAAUAUGUCAGUCAGAUCAGCUACCCCGACUGUACGAACGACAGCGUAUACCGGAGUGUGUACAGUUUCGGGAAUCUCCCAAUGCUCGACGCCAGCCAUAACUUAUUAGGUAUCGCUGCGCCUGAACUUCCGGCGGCACAUAUGGAGGUUGGUGGUAGUGGACCUAACCCAGACGACAACAAUUCCCAGAAUGCAUGCCCUCACAUCUCGGAGGAAUUCCAGUUCUUCAGUCCGCAAGGAUUUGGACAACUUUGAUCAAAUAUUUGAACCGUCAGAGACUGGACAACCGGCAUGCAACUAUUGAAGGGCCAAUAAAUCCGCAACCAAAUGCUUGGCUGAGUGUUUGCGCGCAGAGAAUGUAGCGGGAAUAUCCUAUCAAAGGACUAG
This is a messenger RNA of Pseudomassariella vexata, 1002 nucleotides long. RefSeq lists its product as uncharacterized. The record is from RefSeq and is a predicted model, not a curated record. NCBI's taxonomy places the organism in Eukaryota, Fungi, Ascomycota, Sordariomycetes, Amphisphaeriales, Pseudomassariaceae. The transcript has 3 exons. The coding region runs from base 1 to 870 and encodes 289 amino acids.